Schistosoma intercalatum is the source of this 477-nucleotide messenger RNA. The record is from the annotation of a GenBank genome assembly. NCBI's taxonomy places the organism in Eukaryota, Metazoa, Platyhelminthes, Trematoda, Strigeidida, Schistosomatidae.
AUGAUGAUGAAUGAACCACUGGUAAUUAAAGGACUAACCGCGAUUCCUGUGAGUUUGGGUAAAUGUAUUACUCACUUUAUGUAUGCAGAAAAAUUGGGGAAAAAAUCUGUUCUAAUUUACAAUGUACAUCCUUUAAUGGACGCGAAGUCAUUGUUGAAUUUCUUUAAAUUAUUUGGUGAAAUAACUAGUUUACGCUACUCACCACCUGAAGCUCGAUGUGUCUUUGAAUUCGACAAAUCAGAAUGUGUAGAAAAAAUUCUAGUAUCUCCAAUGAAUACAACUCACGAGUUCGAAUUGACCGAUGUUAACAUUCCUGAAUGCUAUUUAUCUCGGAAUCCCGAAUGGAUAAUAGAUUAUCAAAAGGCUAAAAGUGAUUCGGAAGCGAUUCUACAGAAUUAUUUCAAGAAACGUAUGGAAUACAGUAACAAACCUGAUGAUGACGGUUGGAUCACGGUCAGAAAAGGAACGAGACUUUAA